Drechmeria coniospora is the source of this 3327-nucleotide messenger RNA. RefSeq names its product structural maintenance of chromosomes 5 smc5. Gene Ontology annotation, cellular component: Smc5-Smc6 complex. Lineage: Eukaryota; Fungi; Ascomycota; Sordariomycetes; Hypocreales; Ophiocordycipitaceae. The record is from RefSeq and is a predicted model, not a curated record. Bases 1 to 3327 code for a protein of 1108 amino acids. Gene Ontology annotation, molecular function: ATP binding; ATP hydrolysis activity. Gene Ontology annotation, biological process: double-strand break repair via homologous recombination. The transcript is spliced from 4 exons.
AUGGCGUCCUUUAUCUCGCCACGCAGGAAGCGGGCUGGUUCCGACACCGGCGACGAUUCCUUUCGUGACGCUCCUGAAGGUCCCGAUUCUCCAAAGAGACGGCGCCUCGACCUCAACUCGAAGGAUGACGACGACAACGAUGAUGCCGCCGCUACCGCCCCUCGUGCAAAUGGCACAGCCGCACACAAUGUUACAGAAACCGAUGACAUGUCCAACUUUCAGCCAGGAGCCAUCGUGCGCGUCAAAGUCGAGAACUUUGUUACGUAUGAAAUGGCCGAGUUCUUCCCGGGCCCUCAUCUGAACAUGGUCAUCGGUCCCAACGGUACGGGAAAGAGCUCUCUGGUUUGCGCCAUUUGUCUUGGUCUUGGUUACAGCCCCAAGCACCUCGGACGAGCAGGCUCUGUCAAGGAGUUCGUCAAGAAUGGCAAAGACACGGCCACCAUCGAAAUCGAGCUCCAGAAGAGGGCACGCGAUCGAUCCAACUACAUUGUUCGAGUUCAGAUUCGCCGCGAGCAGAAUAGCCAAAAGUGGUGGUUAAAUGGAAAGGAAACGACACAGAAAGCCAUCAGGGCGUUGAUGCAGGAGCUCAAAAUUCAAGUCGACAACCUUUGCCAGUUUCUACCGCAAGACAGGGUCGUUGAAUUUGCUCAGUCCACCCCCGUCGAUCUCCUCCAUGAGACGCUACGUGCUGCGGCCCCGGAAGAGAUGCUUCUGUGGCAGAAACAGCUCCAGAAUCUGCACAAGUCCAAGAAAGAGCUGGCCGAGUCGGUUCACGCCGACGUCGAAUCCCUCAAAAACCUCGAGAGCAGGCAGCAAGGGUUGCAGGCGGACGUGGAUAGGAUCCGUGAACGUGAGGAAAUCCUAGAGCGAGUCAAGGAUUUGCAGUCAGCCUUGGUUCUGUCCAGGUAUACUGAUGCCCGAACCAAACACGCGGAGGCUCGAGAGCGGAGAAAAGAAGCGGAGAGGACCCUUCGCCGGCUCGAAAGCGAAAGUGGUCCCUCUCUGGAGGCGGUGAACCUCAAGCAAGAGUACGCCCGGCAGAUUGAUGCCGCCGUUUCCGCCAGAGAGAAGUCGUUGAGGGACGCCGAGCGGGCCGCUGCAAGCGUUGGCCGGGACGUUUCCGCUGCCGUGGAAAGCGUGAAUGAGAUCAACGACAAGCUCGAGGCUGAGCGCAAAGGGUUUGAUGUCAAGAAGAAAGAGCUUGCGACGUCGCGGACCAAGAUCACCGCGUACCAGGCUGAUCUCAAAAACAAACCUGCCGACUUCAAUGGUGCUGACUGGAACCAGAGGAUCCGCGCAGAACAGCACAAGAAGCGGGAGCUAGAGAGCGACAAACUUCAGGUCUUGAGCAAGGAUACCGAGUUGAAGGGAAAAGCGAAAAUAGUCGUUGAUGCCAUGCGCCAACUCCAGUCCGACGUCAGCGCCCUCGAUACGCAAGAAGGCCAACUGCUGAACAUGAUGAAAAAGCGAUUUCCAGAACAAGCCAGUGCUUGGGAGUGGGUGCAAGAGCACCAGGGCGAGUUUGAAAAGGAAGUCUUUGGACCGCCUUUGUUGAACUGCUCCAUAAAAGACGACCGCUACUCCGAUCAAGUUCAGUCGCUGUUGCAAAACGACGAUUUUCUGUGUUUUACCGCCCAGACCAAGGGUGACUACAAAAAGUUGACAAACCAGCUGUACCGAAUCAUGAGCUUGUCCGUCGUCAUCCGAACGUGUUCACACUCCAUCGACUCUUUCCGACCCCCCGUGGAUGCGACUGAAGCCGCCGACCUCGGUCUCGACGGAUUCGCCGUCGACUUCCUGGAUGGCCCUGCUCCCGUCCUGGCCAUGCUCUGCGCGGAGAAACGCAUUCACCAGUCGGGCGUAUCGCUCAAGGACCAUGACGAUGCUGGGUACGAACGGCUGAUCAACAACGGCAAAGUCAAUCAAUGGGCCGCUGGCAAGCAUUCGUAUCUGGUCCGACGCCGCAGGGAGUACGGCCCGCAAGCGAUGACGACGAUAAGCAAGAACAUUCAGCCAGCCAGAUUCUGGACUUCCCAACCCAUCGACGGCCAGGAGAAAGCGGAACUCAACCGCCAGUUGAUGGAGAAGAGACAUGAGAGGGAGGUACUAAAGGAAGAGCACAACGGACUCUUGAAAAAGGCUGCCGCUUUCGAUGACCAAAUAGCGGAAAUCGAGAAUAAGAUUGUAGAAUCCGAAGAGCGAGCCAAGGCAUCUCACGAGAAAUCCUUGCGUGAUGCGAAGAACAAAACCCUCGACAUACAAUACGAAUGGGACGAGGCCGUCUUGACACGAGCGAAGCUAGUUAUCCAACACAAGAAGCUGAUUGAUGGGAUACGAGAAGCACACCAGGCUCUUCUGGAAGCCAAGAUUUGGCGUAUCGAGGCACUUUCCGAUAUCCAGGGCCUCAAAGAUCGUAACGCGAGCAUCAUGCAGCGGCUUGAUGAGGAAAAGCAAAACGUCAAGGCAGCCGUUGACGAGGUCAACCGCGCACGGGAAGACGGCCGACGACUGGGCGACGAGGUCAGGGAUGUCCUCGCUCAGGACGAGAGCAAGAAGGAACUUCUCACACAACUCUCGGAUGGGAAGCCUCCGCAGGAACUGGAGCUGGAAAUUUCUGCCGAGGAAGCCAAGCUUGAGCUCAUCCAUGCCGCCAAUCCCAACGUAAUCCGCGAGUUCGAGCGUCGCGCCCAAGAGAUUUCCAAGCUCCGGAGCAAGAUGGAGGGGUUCAGCGAGAAGCUCGAGGGCCUCGAGGACCGCCUCGGCAAAUUGAUGGGCAAGUGGGAGCCCAAGCUAGACGAGUUGGUGUCCAAGAUCAACGAUGCGUUCGCCUACAACUUUGAGCAGAUCAGCUGCGCAGGCGAGGUGCGCGUCCACAAGGACGACGAUUUUGAUCUGUGGGCCCUCGACAUUAUGGUCAGGUUUCGGGAGAAUGAAACGCUCCAGCAACUUAAUGCGCAUCGCCAGUCAGGUGGCGAGCGCGCCGUGUCUACCAUCUUCUUCCUCAUGGCUCUCCAGUCCCUCGCCCAGUCGCCCUUCCGUGUCGUCGAUGAGAUCAACCAGGGCAUGGACCCCCGCAACGAGCGCAUGGUUCACGAGCGCAUGGUCGAGAUCGCCUGCCGAGAGCACACAUCACAGUACUUUCUCAUCACGCCCAAGCUCCUCACUGGCUUGCGCUACGAUCCCAAAAUGCGGGUGCUCUGUAUCGCCAGCGGAGAGCACAUGCCCCGUGAGGGGCGCAAGCUCGACUUUGGUCGUUGCUUGGCCAUCCAGAGGAGGCUGGCUGCUCCGUUACGGAGGACGGGUCUGCCGGUAGAUUCGUUGGGCUGA